Folsomia candida is the source of this 1453-nucleotide messenger RNA. RefSeq lists its product as uncharacterized. Lineage: Eukaryota; Metazoa; Arthropoda; Collembola; Entomobryomorpha; Isotomidae. The record is from RefSeq and is a predicted model, not a curated record. The transcript is spliced from 3 exons. Bases 636 to 1298 code for a protein of 220 amino acids.
UUAGCUCGCGGCGUGUGUCAAGAUUGGGCGAAAAUGGGUGCCAAUUUCCUCGGCAAGCUAGUUCGGAUAACUUUUUCGCAACCGCCAAACCGCGCAAAUCGUGAAGAGUUGGCCUCAUUCGAUCUCCACCUAGCUAGGAACGUGAAAAUAGAGUUUUUAAGAGACCCGUCUUGUUCGUGCAUCGAUGCUUGUUCAUGUUCAACAAAUAUGCCCAAAAAUUUUGAAAACAUUUUGCCCCAUAUUCACGACAAGUUGGAAACACUCGAGUUCUCUGGGGUCAAAGCGUCUAAGCCACUACAGGACAUUUGGACCACUUAUGAUUUCCCACGCCUCACCAAGAUCUCGAUCAUCGCCAAUAUUAACCCUGGCGAUAGGCAGGCGCCACCACCACAGGAAAUUGCUCAAUUUCGACCACUCCCAAGUCUGAAGUCAUUCUGCUUAGAAAUGUCGCCUUCAAAUAUAAAUUCGCAGUCAAAGGCUUGGAUGGCUGCCAUUUGCGACAACCUGGUCAAGUCGGCCUCCAACCUGAAGAAGUGGACCUGGAUCAAAAUUCCUAUUUGGACUUGACGGCGUGUGAAAAAAUUAAAAAGUUGGGGUCUAAGAGUCGAUGUGGUUCACAAUUGGAAAUUUUAGAGAUGACGAGGAUGCUAGAUAGUUGUCGAAAUUCCUUGGAAAGUUUGUCCUUAGAACAUUUUGCCUGCAAUACGAACCCCAGACAGCUGGACUUGCACCUGCCGAAUCUCACGCAGCUAAUUCUAUAUGCUUGCGACAUGAAAAUUUUCAAGGACUUGGUCAAGGAAACAAACCUACCAAAAUUGGCGCAGUUCUCAAUCUCCUUCAUCAACCUUACCGCCGUUAACAGGAUUUCUAAAUUUAUGGAAAACCACAAUGUGCGGCACGGUGGGGUAAGGUCGGUGGAUCUGUGUUGCUCCCCUAUUCGGGAUGACGUAGCCGACGAAGAAGAACCCGCCUUAACCUUGGUCAGUUGUUUCUCGGGCGUCAAUAAAUUUAAAUUGACGUUUAAGACUUCAUUCCUCUCCGAUUAUGCUCACAAAUUUGUGGCCUUGACGGAAAUGAUGGCAUCUUUGGGCGGCUGGGAUUUGACAUGUGGGGAGAUAGACGUCGAGAUGGUCCCACAUUUCUUUGCAUCCGAGUACAAGGGCCCUCGCGAUCUCGACUUUGGCUCGGCACUGGUCAUUGCCGUAUUAGCAGGAAUGGCGAAUUGGAGAGGUUUGGCGAAGACGUCACUGAAAUUUAUUGGUCAUCAGAUAAACACAACAAAUAACAACAACAAAUAAAUAAAGCCCAACUGAAUUUUUCGAGACCACCCAAACUUAAGCUUGAGGACUAGACAAAUAUUAUUCUACGUUGUAAAGACAAGUGAAUGUGACCUUGAAUACUAUUUGCGUCCUAACACAACAAGGAAUACACUCUUAAAAAUGACCCCACCCGU